CAUCCGUGCUACGUCAACAUUUUCCUGCAUUGUCAAAUGUCAGGCUUGCUGUGCUUUCGGCGUUUUGCCAGUAGUAUAAACGGGAGUCUGAAAGUUCAUUUGAAAGCUCAUAGUUAAUGAUUAGGUUGUGAGUUAUCUUGGCCCAAGAAAAUCACGCUAGAACCACAGCGUUUCUAAACGUGCUGUACUGUCGACGUUGCUGCCACCGUGUUAUCUAUAUUGUGAGUCCUACAGUAGAGAUGAACAUGAACAUGCACCAUGAUCACCACGACCACGGCACCAUGGCUCCUCCCACGGGGACAGACUCCCAUGGGGAUGGAGCAGUACACAGUGCAGGAGGAAUGAUGAUGAUGAUGCAAAUGACCUUCUACUUUGGCUACACAAACGUGGAGCUGCUGUUUGCCGGUCUUGUCAUCAACACACCUGGAGAGAUGGCAGGGGCCUGCAUUGGUUGUUUCCUGCUGGCUGUGCUCUACGAGGGGCUGAAGAUCAGCAGGGAGUUCCUGUUGAGGAGGAACCAGGUCAACGUACGCUAUAACUCCAUGCCUGUCCCAGGAGCAGACGGUACCAUGCUCAUGGAGACACACAAGACUGUAGGCCAGCGGAUGCUGAGUCUGUCCCACUUGCUGCAGACGGUGUUACACAUCAUCCAGGUGAUGGUCAGCUACUUCCUUAUGUUGGUCUUCAUGACCUACAACGCUUACCUGUGUAUCGCCGUGGCAGCGGGGGCCGGGGUGGGAUACUUCUUAUUCAGCUGGAAAAAGGCUGUGGUUGUUGACAUUACCGAACACUGUCACUGACACCCCCAUCUGGUCUAUUCAUCCUACCACACACACACACACACACACACACACACAUUCUCCUUUCAAUCCCCAUCAACAUGCAGUUUUUUUUUGUUGCAUGUAUCACAUUUGGACAGUUCACUUUGUCACACUAAAGCUUGAUGGUAAAUCUGAAUUAUGACCAUGAGCUUUUACAUUUGUGACCGUCUGUCCUAUUGGUAGCUCUUAAGACUACACCCAUGUCACCGUAACGCGAUGUUUGUAUUCCAAAUUCUUACGCCUCCUGUCUCAAUCUCCACGUCUCUGUCAAAGGAGAUGAACGUUCAAUCUCUCCCUCCCCCCCCCCCCCCAGUCGUGCCAUUCUCAAUCAGUAUUUUUAUUAUUGCGCAACAAUCGGUGAACGUUCAUCUUCACAGCAUCGGACGGAGGGUUUUCUGCUCAUACAGGGCAUUUGCGACAUUUACAACCACUUUUCCUUGAAGAACAGUGUGCUGGUACAAGCAGGGAGUAGUUAUAUGAAUAGGGUCUAUAGUAUCUCCUGACCAGGGAACAAUGCUGGGCCCUAGUUAAAGCAUUCUGAAGCCAAGUCCUCUGCAUUUGAUCUGACUGUCCGAUGGGGGUCAUGCAUAAUCAGUGUCUCACAACGGGGGGUCAAAGGUCAUACUUGAGAUUGGCUGUAUAACUGAGCCUUAGUAAACCCUUUGCCUUAAAGGAGGAAAACAUGUGACAGCCUAGGCCAACUGUAGACAGGACCCAUAGUCUACUGAUAAGUGCCAGCACCAUUUUAAAGAAGUUUGUCCUUGUAUUGGUCACGUGAUUAUGACAACCCUUAAAACCAUCAUGAUACACACUGCUAUGCAAUGUUCAAUUUUGGAUUAUUAAUUUUUAAAAACUCAGUAUUUACAAAUAACUCUUCACUUAAGAGUAGGCUUGAUCCGACCCAUAAAUGUACAAUAACAAUUGGCUCUUUCACAUUAAGAAGCCAAUGUAAAUAGAAAUGUACAUGUCAAACAAACCUGCUGCGUGUAUCACCUCCAACAAAGAUAAUUUUACAUCUAAAUUCAAGUGUCUUGCCUUUCUAAAUCUUCACUACCAUAAAUUGUUGCUGGCCAAAUCUUUCAUUUGCUUGUUUCAAGAAACUAAUUAAUGUUGAACAGAUUACUGGGUCUAAUCUGAGCACAUAAGGAGGUCCCUAAACCUCAACCUAAAAAGGGUUAACUUUAUCACUUCAUGAAGUGGGAUUCCCCACUAUAAUUUGGGAGUAACUUUUGGUGUGUUUAUUCAAUAGGCUUAAAGUCGCACAUGUCAACACAACAUGAAUACUAGUGUCCUUAUUGGAGCAAGUGCUCAGGUCCCAAGCCCAAGCAGGUAACUCUGAGAAAGUAGGAGGCUGGAUCCAGUGCUUUCUCAGACUGGCCUAGUUACACAUGAUUUCUGCACUACUCUGUGACCCAUCGGUGCUUAGGCCACACACUACAGGCAGUACAUACUUUGACAGAAGGGUGAUUUCUAUGAAGUAGAACCUAAAAGAGAAAAUAUUUCCCUUUUCGGUAUGUCUUUUUAGUUUAAUGGUUUACUUUUUUAAUUUUUUAUUUGAGAUAAAUGACUGUAGUAAAUGUUUAUCAGUUGCCUGAGUGACAUUGUUGUGCCUGGUUUGGGGAUCAAAUUUCUAGUUGCUAUAACUGGAUUUAACAGCCACGUGUUCUCAUUACAUUACAAUAAAGCCAGGGACAUUAGUAUAUACUUGCACAUAUAACUGUGUCUGCUUUACCAUGUGGGAUCAAUGUAUAAAGAGGAUAUUAGUCUACUGUACAAAUGGAGUAUUGAAGUAAAUUGGCCAAAAGCAAGUGGGAAUCUGACCACCACCCCAGCGCAGCAUCGGUGUGAACAUGUCUGUAUAGUUUUACAUAUUUAUAGUGUUGUAAUCUUUCUAGAGAACACAAGUAAUAAAUUGUAGCAUUCAAGAACUGUAUUUGUUAGAUUCUGUUGCAGUCUCCUGUCCUUGACCUAAUGUGGCAUCGAAGGCAAAUAAAAGUACAAGCAUACCAUA
Molecule: messenger RNA, 2832 nt
Organism: Oncorhynchus gorbuscha (pink salmon)
Lineage: Eukaryota; Metazoa; Chordata; Actinopteri; Salmoniformes; Salmonidae
Gene: slc31a1
Product: solute carrier family 31 member 1
Exons: 5
Coding region: 240-800 (186 amino acids)
Biological process (GO): copper ion transmembrane transport
Cellular component (GO): membrane
Molecular function (GO): copper ion transmembrane transporter activity
Source: RefSeq, a predicted model, not a curated record